Lingula anatina is the source of this 3326-nucleotide messenger RNA. RefSeq names its product protein MON2 homolog. Lineage: Eukaryota; Metazoa; Brachiopoda; Lingulata; Lingulida; Lingulidae. The record is from RefSeq and is a predicted model, not a curated record.
AUUUGUCAACACCCGAAUCCUACAAUGAGAUACUGGGGUGCGGAGGCAGUGACGUCCCUGGUGAAGUCUUCGCUGGGAUACGCUUACGACCCUCCCCUCAAUGAAAAUGUGAAACUGCAGUCCAUGCUGCUGUCCCCCCUCCAGGAGCUGUCUAGUAUUCCACACCCUGACAUCAGACAGAAACAGCUGGAGUGCGUGCUCCAGAUACUACACAACAAUGGGGACUCCCUGGGCCCAGGCUGGCCCUGCGUCCUCGGGGUGAUAGGAGCUGUCUCUAAUGAUCAGGGAGAAAAUCUGAUACGGACAGCAUUCCAAAGUCUGCAGCUCGUCAUCACUGACUUCCUUCCCAUCAUGCCCUCUUCCUGUCUUCAGGUGGUUGUGGAUGUCGCAGGACGAUUUGGUCUUCAAAACCAGGAGUUGAACAUCAGCCUCACAUCUGUGGGAUUAUUGUGGAAUAUAUCAGACUUCUUCUUUCAAAAUCGAGAAAAAAUUAAAUAUGACCUGAAGGUGGAGCCACCAGCAGUGGCGUCCAGUCAUGCAGUGGAGCCUUUUGAUGCACUGUGGAUGUGUCUGUUUUCAAAGCUUGGAGAGCUGUGUGUAGACCACCGUCCUGCAGUCAGGAAGAGCAGCAGUCAGACGUUGUUUUCUACCAUCGGGGCACAUGGAGAUCUUUUACAGCAGACGACAUGGCAGGCGGUGUUAUGGCAGGUUUUAUUCCCACUGCUGGACAAAGUACAGAAGUUCUCCAAGACAGCGUCCAGUGUGAAGCAAUCGAAUGAUGCCACGGGAAAUAUCCUGAUCCACCACUCCAGGGACACAGCGGAGAAGCAGUGGGCGGAGACGCGGGUGAUGGCGCUGGCGGGGGUGGCCAGGGUGGUCAGUGGCAAGAGACGCGUGCUGCAGCAUGCUUUAAGUGAUUUUCCUAGAGCUUGGGCGUUGUUGCUAGAAUUCAUAGAGAGUGCAGCACUUUGCCACAAUGCAGAAGUCGCUCUAGCAGCGCUGAAAAGUCUCCAAGAAGUUUUACAAAAUGGUGAGGAUUCAAAAUCAGCUGGUGAUGCUAUCAAGAAUGGAACAGACAGCAAAGGAGGACAAUUGAGUAGCAGUGAAACAAAAGUUAAGACAGACCCUGGCUUGGAUAUAGCACUGUGGUCUAAUGCAUGGAGGGUAUGGUUGAGCAUCGGAACAACCUCAACGCAGCCUCCUUCUAGCUCAAGUAAUGCUACAAAUCCAUACCUACCAGCGCAACCAUUCCUCACUGCCUUAGUUCAGAUAUUUCCUGGUCUUUUUGAGCACAUCAGGUCCCGGUUUGGCUGUGCAGAUUUGCAGAAGUUGACGGCUGUGUUGAAGAGUGCACUGAGCGUCCCCGUGGCUGGCGAGGCUUUCUCCUUCAUACUGCCCACUAACAUGGACAUGAACAUGACUCCCUUACAAGAGGGCGUUCUUCAGGCGGUCAAUGUCCUGGUCAAGGAAAUCCGCCAGGGUUCAGAGUCUUUGCAUACUAUGUACCCGGACUUGUACGAACAGUUGCUGACAUUUGUGGAGUAUGCAGUGGUGCCCCCUAGAUUUGGGAAAGUGGAGACUAAGAGUGCUGCACAAGUGCGUGGAAUGCAGUCUGAGAUGGUAACAAUGAACUUUGUGCCAUUUGGAGAGCAAGUAUUGAAUAUCGUAGUCGACAUUUAUCGGGCGACGGCAAAACAUCGCACUGUCAUCAGCCACCAUGUUCUGCAUAAAAUAAUCAAGACAUUGCGUGUUCCCUUGAGUGCCAAAUAUGGCUGCCCCUCACCCACGACAUGGGUCCUGGCCAUCAACUCUCUCAUCUCGGUGCUCAUAGUGGGUCUGCCUGUGGCCAGGAAGCAUGAUGUGGCUUACGAGGGUGUGUGGUCAGAGUUGGCUCACACACUGGAAGAAUUCCUGUUCUCCAAACACCCUACCCCUUCCACAGCAUCAGUGGAAGACUAUCAGAGAGAUGAGGCAAUUGAUUGUAGGGUUGUUCAGGUAAUCCGGGAUGAGAUCCUGCCCUAUGGCGCUGGCAUGCCCAAGGAAUUUGUCAUCAAGAUCAUGCACAUACUAAACCAGGGCUCCAUACAUGCAGCCACAACUGAUGCUUUCAUAGAUACAGACUCUAGUCGUAAGUUACGUGAAGAGUUUGCCAAAGCGUGCUUCGAGACUUUACUCCAGUUCUCCUUCAUCACAAAUGCGUACAGCACUGGCGAGGGAACGAUAACGGACCUUGCCGUUUCUUCCAUGUUACAGCGAUGCCAGGGCGUCAUUAAGAAGUUUGUGGAAGACGAGAGGCUGAGUGGAAAAUGUCCUCUGCCAAGACCCCGGAUGGCAGAGAUGUGUUCUGUGUUGAAAGCUGUGGCAACUCUUUUGUCUUCACUCAAGAAAGCACCACAAGCAAACAUUGACCCCAGCAUCUGGAGCCAGGUGAUACAGCUGUACCCACACUUAGUAGACUGCACUACUUCUGGAUCCCCCCAUGUCUCUAAAGCUUUGAAAGAGUCACUUCAUGAAUUUAAAGAACUACUAGCACCCCCUAGUGGUGUGCAAAAUGGUCUCUGAUUGGAUGUGGUAAUGUCUGCUGUGGAGAAACUGAUACCAGGAGAAAAAUUCUUGUUAAAUGUGAAGAUUUUCUAUGUUCAUUACGACGAGGUUUUGGGUGCUGAUAUAAAUAUGUAAAUGUGCAAUUUUUGUCUGGGGGCAUUUUGGAAAUUACUCUCAAAAAUUAAUAAAAAAUUAAUUAAUAUAGUUCCUAAAAGUAAUAAUGAAAAUGGCGAUUCAAAAGUUUUGAUGAGUGCGGGUUGGCUCCAUGCCAAAAGAACAUUUUCAUAAGUGACUGAGAAGAUUAAAUCUUGAACAAUUAAGAUAUUAGAACUAUAAUUGAGGUAUUGGAAAAUUUCCAUAAGUAAGGGUUUGCCCGAGUUUCAGAGUUGUUAAGGAACUGACAGAGUAGAGUGUCCAGGGGUAAAAGUUAAUCUUAGUUCCCUGAAGUUCAGGAUAUUGCUGUACAAACUAUGUGAUAAAUAUAAAACUGGUGGCAACCCUGGGAACAGAACAUUUGCUACAAUAGUCACUGGAUGUUUCUCCAUUGUUGCUAGCUUCAUAGUGGUUAUCGAGGAUUUCCAUACAGUAGAUGAUGAAAUUGGUUAUGAAGUAUUGUUGAUAGUUGAUUAUACAUGGACUAAUAAUUCAGUGAAAAAGACAAUUUUGAUUUAAAAAAAACAGAAAUGUCAUUGGUUUCAUUGAAAGGUUUGACAUGAGAUGUAGUGUAGCAAUGUAUGUCCUGUUGCGCAUUUCUUCAGUUUUGGCAGCACUUCUUUAGUGCA